UGGUGGAACUAAGACCCGACUUCUCCUACCUGUGCCUGUGAAGAAUGGCUCUCCGAGGACCUGCGUCAACAUGUGUCCCGCUGCUGCUGCUUCUCUGCGCGGUGAACCUCCUCGCCCACAAACCGGUCAUCAUCAUCCACGGACUUUUUGAUGACCCUAAACAUUUUAAAAACUUGUGCAAUUUCAUAACGAAGGCACACCCGGGCACCCAGGUGACGGUGAUCGACUUGUUUGACAGGCUGGCCAGUCUGAAGCCCAUGUGGAAGCAGGUCCAAGGCUUCAGGAGGGCCGUGGAGCCGGUGAUGAAAAGGGCUCCAGAUGGAGUCCAUCUUCUGUGCUUCUCACAAGGUGGUCUCAUUUGUAGAGCCCUUCUUUCCACAAUGCCGGAGCACAAUGUUCACUCGUUCAUCGCUCUGUCAUCCCCACUGGCUGGACAGUAUGGAGACACAGAUUAUCUGAGGUGGCUGUUUCCAGACUACAUCAAGAAGACUCUCUACCGAAUAUGCUACAACAGAUACGGACAGAGAGUGUCAAUAUGUGACUACUGGAACGAUCCUCACCAGAGAUCCCUCUAUGUAAGGCACAACAAAUUUCUGCCGCUGCUGGACGGGGACCAGCAUCACCAAGAGAUGAAAUCAUGGAGGGAAAAUUUCUUGCGCAUUAAGAAGCUUGUGUUGAUCGGAGGCCCAGAUGAUGGCGUCAUUACUCCAUGGCAGUCCAGCCACUUUGGAUUCUAUGACAGCAGAGAACAGGUCGUGGAAAUGAAGAAUCAGGAGUUUUUCAAGAACGACACGUUUGGACUGAAGACUUUGGAGGCUCGAGGAGGCAUAUCGGUGUGUGUACAGUCUGGAGUUGAGCACAUUCAUUGGCACUCCAACAUCACCGUUUUCCAAAGCUGCAUAGAGAAGUGGCUAACUUGAAACUGAAACUUGAAAAGCUUGGGCAAUAAUAUUUUGCUGGUGAAAGUAUCCUUGAGAUGAUGGUUACUGUGGUAUGUAUAGUUCAUGUGUUAGCCAUGCAGAUGUGUCGCCAAUCUCGCCGACAAAAACAGCUUGAAUAUGACUAAUAAUUGCAACAUCACUUUAUGUGCUUUUGUAGUAUUAUGAUUCACACU
Synchiropus splendidus (mandarinfish) is the source of this 1114-nucleotide messenger RNA. RefSeq names its product lysosomal thioesterase PPT2-A-like. The coding region runs from base 45 to 920 and encodes 291 amino acids. The transcript is spliced from 8 exons. The record is from RefSeq and is a predicted model, not a curated record. Gene Ontology annotation, cellular component: lysosome. NCBI's taxonomy places the organism in Eukaryota, Metazoa, Chordata, Actinopteri, Syngnathiformes, Callionymidae. Gene Ontology annotation, molecular function: thiolester hydrolase activity.